Saprolegnia parasitica CBS 223.65 is the source of this 279-nucleotide messenger RNA. RefSeq lists its product as hypothetical. NCBI's taxonomy places the organism in Eukaryota, Oomycota, Saprolegniomycetes, Saprolegniales, Saprolegniaceae. The transcript has 2 exons. Bases 1 to 279 code for a protein of 92 amino acids. The record is from RefSeq and is a predicted model, not a curated record.
AUGGGCAAGAAAGGACUCGCGAUCAAAUGCAGCGUCAAGCCCAGCGGUCGUCCCGUUCUCGAAAAGAUGGCAUCCAAGACGGACGACAACACGUCGCUCGACACGACAAUGGAAGCCAUGGACCUCAACUGGAACAACGGAGCGCCGGUGCCGGUCGGUUCGGGCAGCGUGGCCCACAGCUUUGCUUCGAUGAACGAGAUCGCGGUCGCCGCGCCCGACGAGCCAUUGAGCCGAGCCGAGGUCGAGUAUUGGUCGACGGUUCUGGUCAACGCUACCUAA